This is a messenger RNA of Nematostella vectensis (starlet sea anemone), 1038 nucleotides long. RefSeq names its product fibropellin-3-like. The record is from RefSeq and is a predicted model, not a curated record. The coding region runs from base 1 to 1038 and encodes 345 amino acids. Gene Ontology annotation, cellular component: protein-containing complex; plasma membrane. NCBI's taxonomy places the organism in Eukaryota, Metazoa, Cnidaria, Anthozoa, Actiniaria, Edwardsiidae. Gene Ontology annotation, biological process: heterophilic cell-cell adhesion; establishment or maintenance of epithelial cell apical/basal polarity. Gene Ontology annotation, molecular function: calcium ion binding. The transcript has 6 exons.
AUGAAGGUCAGAAGCCUGGUAUUAUACUUCAACUUUCUUGUUGCCGUAGCAGCAUCAAGCCACGAAUCCUACUGUCCAGCGUCCAUCCAUUCAGCAGGCGCGCACAUAACUCAAGUUGACCUUGCCCUACAGAGCAAGCAUGUGAAAAAGCGUCUUCAGGGCCAAAGUCAGAUGUCAUGUAGUCAGCGGUGUCUGCAGCAAGACUGGUGUAUAUCGGUGAAUUACGAAGUGUCUCGACCGGAAGGAGGGGCCUGCGAAUUGAACACAUACGGAGUCGAGAUGUUGGCCGACUCAAAUUCCAAAAACCCAGAGUUCAAAUUGAAAAAAGGAUGGAUAUACUCACAGUUAAGAUCCGCUCAGUUCACACUAAGCUUACAAGCCUGUAAAGAUGGUUCGUUUACUUGUUCAAAUGGAGGCACAUGUGAGAUUGACUGCAAAACUCUCGUCCCAAGAUGUCUUUGUCCGGAAGGCUUUUCUGGAGACAAGUGUGAAAAUCAUGAUAAUGAAUGUCAGAGCAGUCCAUGCAAGAACAGUGGGACGUGCAAGGACGAAGACAACGGGUACACGUGCGCAUGUGUACCUGGGUUUACAGGCAAAAACUGCGAGACAGAUAUUAACGAAUGUGCUGGUGAUCCUUGUGCAAACGGAGGGACUUGUACCGAUGGAAUCAAUGGCUUCACGUGCACAUGUCCCGCUGGUUAUAAUGGAAGCACGUGCGAUAAUGAUAUUGAUGAGUGCGCAAGCAAUCCUUGUCAGAACGGAGCCACGUGCAAUGACGGCGUUAACAGUUACACGUGCUCAUGCAAGCCUGGGUUCACCGGCACAAACUGCGAGACGGUGGCAUGUUCUUCAAGUCCCUGUCAGAAUGGUGGAAGUUGUGCUGAAAAGGGUGGUGGUCUUUACGGGUGCACCUGCGCCUCUGGAUACACAGGGGCAAACUGCGAAACAGCAGGUAAGAUCUUUAUUAUUAUCUUUGUCUUUACGAUUAUCCGGGCGAUAUUUUUUAAGAUAAUGUUGAUACAAACUUUUAUUAAUUGA